Psammomys obesus (fat sand rat) is the source of this 2249-nucleotide messenger RNA. It is a transcript of the gene Mal, whose product is annotated as mal, T cell differentiation protein. Gene Ontology annotation, molecular function: structural constituent of myelin sheath. Gene Ontology annotation, biological process: myelination. Gene Ontology annotation, cellular component: membrane. The transcript is spliced from 4 exons. The record is from RefSeq and is a predicted model, not a curated record. Bases 93 to 554 code for a protein of 153 amino acids. NCBI's taxonomy places the organism in Eukaryota, Metazoa, Chordata, Mammalia, Rodentia, Muridae.
CGCGGCCACUGGGCUCUGCGGAGCGAGCGAGCGGUCAGCGCGGAGCCGGAGGCGCGCGUGUCCAGUCCCAAGGCCGACGCCAGCUCGCAAGCAUGGCCCCGGCAGCGGCUUCGGGUGGCAGCACCCUGCCCAGUGGCUUCUCGGUCUUCGUCACCUUCCCCGACUUGCUCUUCAUCUUUGAGUUCAUCUUUGGAGGCCUGGUGUGGAUCCUGAUCGCCUCCUCCCUAGUGCCCAUGCCCCUGAUCCAGGGCUGGGUGAUGUUCGUGUCUGUGUUCUGCUUCGUGGUCACCACUGCCCUGAUGGUCAUGUACAUAAUUGGUACUCACGGCGGUGAGACUUCCUGGAUCACACUGGAUGCAGCCUAUCACUGCGUGGCUGCCCUGUUUUACCUCAGUGCCUCAGUUCUGGAAGCCCUGGCCACCAUCUUAAUGUACGAUGGCUAUACCUACAAGCAGUACCAUGAAAACAUCUCCGCAGUGGUGUUUGCCUACGUGGCCACUCUGCUCUACGUGGUCCAUGCCGUGUUCUCCUUAAUCAGGUGGAAGUCUUCAUAGGGAAGCGGAUCGGCAGCUGGAGACCCAGACAGCAUUAACCGAUCAGCCCAUCUUCCCCCAUUAACUUCCUAGAACACAGACUCAAUGGCGGAGAGAAGAAAACAAGCCAGAAAGCAAACAAAACAAAAACAAAAGGGAGCUAUGUUUCAUUUCUCUUGGGUGUCAUGUUUACCUUCUGCCGAGGGGUUAGACCUUGCUAUGUUUAACCUCCAGCUGAGGGAGGAAGGAGCUGUCUUGCCAGGGGACCCUGUCUGCCCUUGACAGGGACAGUGGGUGGGAACUGGGAACCUUGAUCUGAAGAAAUGACGAUUUCCCCUUCACCCUUGGAGCACGUUCUAAGAAUUUCCUUUUGGAAUUUUCCACAGGCUCUUUUUAACACUCAUCCCCUAGCAUGUCUCAGUCUUUAUGGAUAGCCUGAGUAUCUCAGGCACUGAAAUUUCCCCAGCAGAGGUCUCCAGAUUGCAUGGUGGAAGAUGAGCCCCUUUGAAAUCCUUCAUUAAAUGUCUUUAUGUCUCAUGCUUCAGGGUGAAGAGCUGGAGGGAUUGUUUUCCAUUCUCUGGGACCAGGGAUACCUUCCUAUCAGCUUUCUUCCUGCAGAAUCCCUUGGCUUAACCUGAAUCUCAAGGGACAAUUCAGAUGUGUGUGCUGGGCCACUCUUUCCCGGAGUGACUCACUGGAGACCUUACCCUCACAGAAAAGUCUGCCAGGAUAGCGUCUCCCUUGUCCCCUUUUUGGGAAUAUCCCAAGAGCCUCCACCUUUCUCUUUCAAGACACAGUAGUCUGCAAAAUCAGAGUUUUCUCAGGCCCCUGAAAAAACUAGGUGUGGACAACCCUUCCCACAGAGAAAAGGGAACUGACUGCAGAGUGAAGGGGGGAGACAAUGGCUAUCUUUGGCUGCCACAUUCCAGCUGACCUGAAAAGAGAAAGUAUAAUUAGGUAGGACAUGAAUAAUCUGGAAAGUCAGACUUUCUGCUAGGAGAUCUCACCUUGACCCUACAUCUUAAAGACCUGAGUGACAUCAUAGAGAUGGAGCCCCAGAUGCAGGGAUUUCCUGCCAGCCUCCCGGAGAGCCAGGAUUCUAGCCUCGGUCAGGUUUAACUAGCGGAUGUUUUAUUCUCCAACAAAAUAAGAGAUGAAUCCCACACUUGAAUUGGAUUUGGGUUUUUGUUUUGUUUUGUUUUGUUUUGUUUUGUUUUUUUCUACCUUGGUUCUGAGGAUAGAGCCCAGAGCCUGUGCAUGCUGGGUAAGCACUCUGCUGCUGAAUCCCAUCCUCAGCCCCAAAUUGGGUCUCAAUGGCACAUCCACGAGGACUUUUGUUAUCCCAGUAUCAGUGGUACCCAAAUCUGCCAUUUGCUGACUUAACCACAGGCAGAAUUUCAUGGUAAAACACAAGCAAAAGAUUAGGUUGGGGAUUUGUUUUUAAAAAUUAAAAUACAAACUAAGAGGUGAUAGGAGGUUCAUUGUAAUGUUUAACAUAUCUGUAACUGAGUGCUGACUGGGUGGUCUUAAAUUCUCAACAACACUGCACUGUAACAUGACACUAACAAGCAACUCUGCAUGAAUGAGGAUCGCUUCUUGACAGGAGGGAAAAGAGAUGGAGGAAGGAAGGAACGAACGAACGAAGUAAAGACGACUAAAUGAAUUCCCCAAGGGUUUCUCAAUGUUUCAGAUUUUUAAUCAUUAAAAGAAACUUUC